UACCCAGAAGGUUCUAAUCAACAACAAAUUACUGGUUACGGUUACCAAGACGACAAUAAUAAUUGGUAUUUCGACAAAGUUAGAGAAUUCCCAUCUUACAACUUUGAAAAUCCUUCUUCUGAAAUCGAAUUCGUCGAAGACGGCGCCACCUACAGAUUGGUUCAUCUUUUAUCCGGUAAAAACUUACAUUCUCACCAAAUUCCUGCUCCAGUUACAAAAUUAGACUACGAAGUUGCAGGUUAUGGUCAAUUAGAUCAAGGUGAUCAUUUCGAUUACUGGGUCUUAGAAAUUGCCGAACAAGUAGGUUCCGAAAAUGCUACUAGAAUCCACCCAUUGACGACUUCUUUCCGUUUGAGACAUAAAGAAUUAGGCUGCUAUUUGGCUCAAUCUGGCCAACACUUGCCAGAAUGGGGUUUCAGACAAUUGGAAAUGACUUGUAUGAAGAACGUCUCCAAAAAGGAUAAACGAAUCCUAUGGAACGUUGAAUCUCAUUCAAACGAUCAAUUGCCUCCUGUCCCAGAGGAUUUCAAAUUCCCAAGACCAAGAUUUUUAACUAACUUCAUUCACUUAAACUUGGCCAUGAUGGCUACCAACAAUGCCUUGAUCCCAGAUCCAGAAAAGCAUGAUCACAUUUCUUCCUCAUGGUGGGAAUGGCCAACUUUAUACACAGGUUUGAGAUUAGGUGGCUGGUCUGACGAAUUCGCCAAAUAUUACUUAUUAGGUACUCCAAUAACUACCUGGGCUUCCACUUUAGCCGUCUUAGCUUUCAUGCUAACUUUUGUAAUUUUGGCUAUCAGAUGGCAAAGACAAUAUGAAGAUUUACAAGAUAAAACUUCAAGAAAUAACUUCAUUAUCGGUGGUAUCUAUCCAAUGUUGGGUUGGGGUUUACACUACACCCCAUUCAUCAUUAUGGGUAGAGUCACUUACUUACAUCAUUAUUUACCAGCAUUGUACUUUGCUUUAUUAGUUUUAACCUAUUUCAUCGAGACUGGUACCUCCUAUAUCAAAAACCAAAAAGUAAGAUGGAUUUUAUACAUCAUAAUGAUGGCAUCCGUUAUUGGCUGUUUUGCUUUAUUCUCCCCAAUCUCUUUUGGUAUGGUAGGUCCAUCAGAAAAUUUUAAGUAUUUGGACUGGUUGCCAACUUGGAAAGUUCAUGGAGCUGAAUAA
Messenger RNA from Vanderwaltozyma polyspora DSM 70294, 1167 nucleotides. RefSeq lists its product as uncharacterized. Lineage: Eukaryota; Fungi; Ascomycota; Saccharomycetes; Saccharomycetales; Saccharomycetaceae. The annotation marks the transcript as partial. The transcript has a single exon. Gene Ontology annotation, biological process: protein O-linked glycosylation via mannose. The record is from RefSeq and is a predicted model, not a curated record. Gene Ontology annotation, molecular function: dolichyl-phosphate-mannose-protein mannosyltransferase activity. Gene Ontology annotation, cellular component: endoplasmic reticulum.